GAUGAAUCCCAUUUGCAAUUUUUACUACUAUCAUUAUUCUUUUUUUUAAAUUUUAUUUUAUUUUUUUAAUUUAACUUCUGCGUUACUGUGUAUGUUAGGUAUAUUAACGUGCAUCAGUGCUAUUAUUCUGACACCGUGCGCGGAUGUUCCGGUGAGUGUUUCGAGCGCCACUUCGCUCCCCGCCGAGCUCACGUGACCAAGCGGUUGGUGGAAGGACACGAGCCCAGCCUCGGUUUCUGUAAACAUUAGCGGCGGGACGCUCCGGUCGGUAACUCGGUUAUUAAAACGUCAUGUAUUUAGUUUAAUGCGCCGUUUAGUGUCGGUUAAUUAAAAUGGCCGCCGGAGCAGCAGCAGCAGCAGCAACAUGGAGGAGCUUCUUCCUCCGAGCUCCGCUGCUUCCGUCUCCCCGCUUAUCAGCAGCCUGCAGCCGGCCGAGCAGCUCCGGACCGGCGGCCCCGCAGGACCGAACAGCCAAGGUUCGAAAUACCUUCAGACCGGCGGCGAGCUCCACGCACGACUGGAUCGGUCCGCCGAACCCCCUGUCGAACCUCCGGCCCAUCGUCUACCACGUCCCUGAGAACGAGUCCGAGCUGGAGAGACGCCUGCGACACCUGAGGCAGGAGACCGAGGACUGGAACCACGACUUCUGGACCAAUCAGAACAUCACCUUCAGCAAGGAAAAAGAAGUUUUUAUCAUCUCACAGCUGAAGGCGAAAGGCUUGACUCUGCGCGAUGAAGACGGACGGCGGCGCACCCUGAGCAGCGAGGAGAUGGCCGAGUUCUACAAAAGCUUCCUGGACAAGAACAGAACGCGACACGCAAAUUACAACAAGGAAUGGUACCGACGUAACUUCACCAUCACUCUGCUCAUGGCCCGGGUGACCCUGAGCAGCAUGUGGAGGACGGUGACGGAGAGGAAAAGCAGCAGCAGCAGCAAGAACAACAGCAGUCCUCCCACCUGACAAUAAACUCCACAUUCAUACGCUCCUGUCAAGUGUCUGGUUCAGUGUUACUGAAUGAAGAGCACGUCUGAACAUUUACAUGAACAUUCAAGCCCAGUUUCACACUUUAUUCUAGUUUUAAAUCUGGUUUCUGCAUCCAAGGAAAGUUUUUUUUAAGCUACAGAUCAAACAGAAACUCCAGAGGAAGAAUUAAGAGUCGACAGUGUUUUUGUAAUUACGCUCACUGCCAGAAGGGGGAGACAAAAGCUCCACUGCCUUCACAUCUUUAUUCGCUCUCUUCUGUUCUGAAAGAUAAUCAGAAACCUUCAGUGGAAUAAUAAAUAAGUUUGAGAUAUUUUAAUGCAGCUUUGUAUUUCCCCUCCACUAGAUUUGGUUACACAAUCAGGAUUUUUGCUAAUAAAACAUAUCAAAUGCUGCUUUUUAUAAAUAAAUUAAACUAGGAAAUAAUCUGCAGCACAUCUGAUAAUUGUGUAUUUUUAUGCAAGAAUAUUUCCAAUUUUAUUAUUCCAGCACUUCAAACACCACAAUUGGUUGUGUUUAUUUUUUUUUUAAAAUUUUCAAUUUAUUGUUAUUAUUUUGAGGUUUGGACAAAACAAACCUACAUGAAACUUUGGGCUCUGAUUUUUUGUCUUUUUUAUUUUCUUUUUCACAAACUAAACAAUAAAUUAAAUAAUAGUUUAACACGGUUCCUCGUCAGCUGACUGGUUUUACAUAUUUUAUGUUUCUUUAUUAUUAUUAUUAUUAUUAUUAUUUAGACAUGUGGCUUUUUUCACAAAAGUUCAAUAAAUUAAAUGGAUCUAUUGAUUCUCUUUGUGGCUCAGUCGGACUCCCAGAUGUGCCUGAACUCACACGGAAAGUGAAAAAUAAUUAUUAAAUCACACUGACACCUUUUUAUUUCUACAUUUUCUGUCUGGCAGUUGCGUCACAAUCUUGUCUGUUCUGGCAAAUAUUGGUGCAGAAAACACUUUUUUUUUCUGUGCUAAAGUACAAUUUACAUAAGCUUCUGCUCCACAACUGUUCACAGGAAACUGCUGGAUUUUUUUUAAACAGCUGUACAAACAGAUGACCCUGCAGACUAAAAGUUUGCAUUCAAAAUAAAACGAAAUAUGUCCAUUUGUUGUAGAUGCAACCAGCAAGAAGAAGCUAAGACUGCGCUCACUGCAUCAAUAAUACAAAAGCCAGUAACAUAAAUACGAUUUUGCAGAAUGAGUGACCUUAGGCUUUACUUUUGCUGGGAUUCUUUGAAUUUUUCCAUCAUUACAGACUGCAAACGGCUCUGUUUACACCAUCAACACCAUGCAGAGCACAAAGCUGGAAAACAAAUGGGAGGAGAUGAACAAAUACAAAAGAAAUUAUGAGGUUUGAUGCAGGAGUAGAUCAGAAGUUGGAGCUGUCUGCUCUUUGCAGCACAUCAUAAUACACAUUUCUGUGCAGAAAAAAAAGUAUUUCAAAUUUAUCUAGAUUCUGAUUUGGUGUGGGGCUUCAUAAAAUUUAAUCCAGCGUUCAUUUUUAGUGUUUGUUUAUUUUUUCCUCUUUUAUUAAACUAACUGAGUAGAACGACUUUUUUUUACUGUUCAAAUUGUACAUUUUAGUUCCACUGUUGUGUAAUUGUGAACCUUAAUUUGAAUUACCAGAUCAAUACUGGAUUUUUGAAACCAAUAUUGAUAUUCAAAAGUGUAAAAAUCCAGAUAUUACAUGUUAAAUGCUUUAUUUCUCCACUGACAGCAUGAUUUUUUCUGUUGCUCUUCUGCAUGUCUGAGCAUAAUGCUGCAUGCAUUGUCAAGACUUCUUGUUUUUACUAUUAAAAUAGUGCAUUUUAGUUUUA
Messenger RNA from Stegastes partitus (bicolor damselfish), 2787 nucleotides. RefSeq names its product cytochrome c oxidase assembly factor 8 (gene coa8). Bases 333 to 962 code for a protein of 209 amino acids. Gene Ontology annotation, biological process: intrinsic apoptotic signaling pathway. Gene Ontology annotation, cellular component: mitochondrion. NCBI's taxonomy places the organism in Eukaryota, Metazoa, Chordata, Actinopteri, Pomacentridae. The transcript is spliced from 5 exons. The record is from RefSeq and is a predicted model, not a curated record.